AUGAACGCGCUAUCGGGGUUCAUAAGGGACUCCCAGCCCAAGACACAGUCGGCAGAUCACGCCAUUCCGACGCUCUGUGAUCGACUCACGCAUGCCACACUUCUGGAGGACCGACGGUCCGCCGUGCUGGCUCUCAAGGGUCUGUCCAAGGAGUACCGAGAGGCUGUUGCUGCUGGAGGUAUGAGAGGCCUUAUUUCGGCUCUUACCAAGGACAAUGACGACGACGAGACGGUGCGAGCGUCACUCGAGACGCUGCUCAUUCUGUUUCUCGGAAACGACUCGGACGACAGAUCUACCCGUGGAUCACUGACCCGAAGAGGUCUCAAGUACAUUUCGCCGCUACUAAGAGACACCUCUUCCAUAGACUUUAUUGCUCUCUGGCUUACAGACGAGUUCAGUCAGAACAACGAGAACUUUGCGACCCUGAUCGGUCUACUUUCGAGCCACGACACAUACAUUCGACUCUACACGCUCAAAUUGCUCGCCGCAGUGGUCCAAAACCGAUCCGAACGAGUCCAGGAAUGCAUUCUGGAGGUGCCUGACGGUCUCAUGAACCUGGUGGCUGGUCUGGACGACCCCACCGAGUUUGUCAGAAGUGAAUGUAUCAUUGUACUCUCUUCUCUGGUACUCGGUAAUGCCGAUGUCCAGAAACUGGUUGUAUUUGAGAACGCCUUCCACAGACUGUUCUCAAUUAUGGACGAUGAGGGGGGUCUGCAGGGUGGAUAUGUGGUAGGAGAUUGUCUGACUCUCCUCACCCACCUGCUCAGAUACAACGUGUCCAACCAGGUAGCUUUCCGAGAAACCUCCUGUGUCAGCCGUCUGGCCCAGCUGCUGGAACUGCCUCCGGAUAUGGAGUGGAACGAGCAGACGACCCGAAACUGCACUCUCGCUCUCGAAACCUGUUCUCUGUUUGUUCCUGAACAUGGCAGUGUCACUCGAGCCAACCAGGACGCCUUCCUCAAAGCCGGUGUUCUGUUCUCAAUCCUAAGACUCGCAUUUGGAGCAAACUCUUCCACUCCCAUUCGGUCUUUUGCUCUCAUCACGUCUGGAAACCUGCUUCGAGGCAACCACGCCAUUCAGGCCGAUUUCGCAGCGGUCGAUGUGCCCUAUGUGGACGUCUCUCAGCCUCCUGCUGUUCGCGUGCCUGUGGUUAUGCCCGUUAUUCUGGCGCUCUUGAAAUGGACCCUGUCUACUCAAAGUGUGCAUUUCUUUGAUCUGCGAGUCGGUGCAGCGUACUGUCUGCAAGCGUACUUCCAGGGUAACCAUCAUGCUAAACUGGAGUUCAUCAAGCAGCAGAUUGACGCUUACAACCGCCGAAACAAGAGCGGUUACGAGGAGGACAAGAAGAAUGGAAUAAAGGAGGAGACUGAAGAGGACACUAAGGAGGAAAAAGAGACUGCCCACCACGAGUCUGAUUACUCUCAGUAUGACUCAGUAUCUGAUAACAUUAUUGAGGCCCUUGUCAACUAUGAUCCUGACAUGAAGCUGAACCCCUACAGACCGUGGUUUGCAGCUGUGUUGCUUCUCCACAUCAUCAUUGACUGCCACGAGGCCCAAGUGGAGUUGCAAAACGUUGUUGUUGGAGAUGAAGAUAUUGGAGAGGACCCUGUCAGCUUCAUCCAGGCCAUUGCUGGUGUGAUGGUUACUUGUCUGCCUCUUCAGGAGCCUCGAAUCGUCUUUGGUUAUGCCAUGCUUCUCAUUACUAUCCUGUAUGAGAAUGUCGGAGCGGUUUCAGACUUUCUCGGCGAGUCUUCUACCGUCGAGGCUCUUCUUGCAGUCGUCAGUAGAUCACAGUGCACUCCUCUGAUGGAGUCUAUGUGUUGUUUGAUUCUAGGUACUUGCUACGAGUUUUCCGACGUCGACUCUGCGAUGAGCCGUGCUGAUCUCUACUCCUUGCUGCGAGGUUCUCUAGGUGCUGACCAAUAUCUUCUCAAGACAAAGCGACUCAAGGACAGUUCCUACUUCAAGGAUUUCGACUCUGAGGAUAUUCUCAACGCCGAGAAAGAUGACGUGGCUGGUCUGCCAAAGGUUUACUUUGACGAAAUUUUCGUCGAGCUUGUCAAAGAGAACUUCACUCGUCUUUCCAGAGCACUGUUGAAGGAUCCUAGUCACUCUGCCGGCGGAAAGAUCUCUUACGAGCUUGUUCAGAGUCUCGAGGACAAUGUCAAGUCUCUCACAGACGAGCUUGAGGAGGUUUCCACUGCUCUGUCAGAGACCAAGUCUGCUACUUCCGCUGAAAUCAAGGAUCUCAAGGCUAUUCGUGAUGAUCUCGAGCGGGAUCUCCAGGAGACUGAUACCCGACUCAAGGAGGCCCGUGGUGCACUUGAAUCUCUCGAGGGCAAAUUCCACACGAAAGUUGCUGCCGAGAAACAGCUCCAGACUUCUCUGGAGGCCGAGAGAAAGAGCGGCAGUGGUCUGCAGACCGAGCUUGCAGAUCUGAAGAAGAAACUACAGACUCUGACGCAGCAAAAGACCCAGCUCACCACUCAGGUCGAGACUCUGACUGCUGCCAAGGACAAGGCCGAGUCUGGCAUCAACAAGAUGAGCAAGGAGCUUUUCCAGCUGACACGAGAACGAGACGGAUCUGACAAGGAGAAGAAGGGGCUUCAGAAGGAGCUGGCGGAGCUAAAGAAGCAGGACUCCAGCAGACGAACUGAACUCACAGCCCUUGCUGCCAACCUCAAACAGGUGACUGCUGCGCGAAGUGAUUUUGAGAACAGACUUAAGGGUUUACAGAGUGAACACUCCGAAACCGAAACUCUCAAAGACAAGUUGAUUGAGAAGCUCAAGAGUGCCGCUACUCAAUUGGAAGACCACAAGUCUCGAGGUGCUAAUCUUGAGGGCCAGAUUCGAGAGCUUCAGGGUUCUCAUGAAGCUUUGCAAAACAGUUACGAUGAGCUUCAGAAGUCGCAUGAGCAGCUGUCUUCUGUUGGAAAGGACAAUGAGAGUCUUGCUUCUGAGUUGGCCGAGCUCAAGACCAAGCUUUCAAAAAUUGAGACGGAGAGCUCUUCGCGAGCCGACAAAGUUUCUGAGCUUGAGAAGUCACUUUCAGCUGCCGAGGCUCAGAGCAAGUCUGUUGCUGCCGAGAAGGAGAAGGUGUCUGGCCAGAUUGCUACUCACGAGGAGACUAUCAAGCGCCUCAAGGAGGAACUCUCUGAGAGAACUGCUGAGCUUGAUAAGUUGAAGAGUGAUCUUGCCUCCUCGGAGAAAGAUCUGGCUUCCAAGACCAAGGAUGUAUCUGCCAAAGACACCGAGAUUGAGAAGCUCAAGUCUGAGUUAGAGACCGCAAACUCCAAACUUGCUUCUACUGCCAAGGAGGUUGAGAUUCUGACCUCUGAGCUCAAGGCCGCAAAGUCUGAUGCUUGUGACAGCGAAACCAAGAUCAAGGCUGUCGAAUCAGAGCUUGUUGAGCAGAAGUCCAAGGUCGAGCACCUGAAUGCCGAGCUGGCUGCAAAGUCUUCUAGUGUUGAGUCUGGCGCUGCUGAGCUUGCUGAGAAGGUGGCUCUGGUGGAGUCUCUUACUGCGAAGCUGGAGUCCAAGGACAAGGAGUUAGCCACCAAGACAGAGGAGCUGUCUGCCAAGGAAAAGGAGCUGGAGACCAAGACUUCGGAGCUGGAGACCAAGACUGCGGAGCUCACUACCAAGUCUAAGGAGCUCACCGCCAAGUCCGACGAAGCCACCACCUACUCCGCCAAGGUCAAGGAGUUGGAGACAUCCUCUGCUGCUCUCGAAAAGAAACAGACGACUCUCAAGGCCAUGGCUGACAACCUGACAAAGGACCUCGCUGAGAAGACCAAGGAGCUGGUUGCUGCCAAAUCCGAGCUUGAGUCCUCCAAUACCUCUUCCAAGGAGGAAGUUGAUGUUCUGACGAAGAAACUCAGUGAUGCCACUGCAGAAGCUGUUGAAUUGAAGAAGUCUUCUCAGGCAGCCGAGACCGAGGCCUCUUCUAAGGUCUCUGCUUUGGAGGCGAAGCUGACCAAGGCCUCCGAGUCCAGCAAGGCUGAGCUUGACAAGGUCAACAAGCUGCUGUCUUCUUUCAAGGAGAAGCUUCAGACCAGCAAGGAUGAUCAUUCAACCGAGGUCUCCAAACUCACUGAGCAAGUCCGGGAGAGCACUCUGAAGGCUGAAAACUUCGAGCAUGAUAUUUCUUCUCUCAAGGACGAUCUUGCUCAGGCCGAGAAGGAGCGAGAUGCUUUGCGAACCGAGCUGGACACUAGUAUCAAGGAGAUGGAGAAUGAGCGAACUUCACUGACCAAGGAUGCUGAUUCUGCCACCAAGGAGCUCACCAACAAGGUCUCCAUGCUUCAGACCAAGCUUGACGAGCUUACUGCUUCCCACAAGAAGGCACUGGGCGACUCUGAGACCGAGGCAAAGGGUCUCAAGAAGGAGAUCAAGGCUGCCCAGGCUGAAAUCAAGACUCUAGAAGAGGUAAAAGCCAAGUACGAGGCCAGCCAGACGGAUAUCAAGGGUCUCGAGAAGCAGGUUUCCGAGCUGACGGAGUCCCUUGAGACCAAGACUUCUGAGACGGAGGCUGUCAAGACUGCCCUAGAGGAGAAGCUCGAGGAAGCGUCUUCUGCGAAGUCCAAGCUUGAGACCAAGGUGACGGAGUUGGAGAAGGAAGUCGCUGACAACCAAGGUAAGCAUGGCAAGGCCGCUUCUGAGCUUGAGGCGUCGGUCAAGACUCUCAAGAGCGAAAUAUCGACCCACAAGGCUACUAUCGACGAGCUCAAGAAGAGUGCCGAGACCGCAGCUGCCGACACGAGCUCCGAAAGAACCGAGCUGAUGUCCAAGGUGACUGAGCUGGAGACCCAGCUUGCUGAUGCCAAGAAGGAGCUCGACAAUGUGAAGUCCACUCAUGCUGACGGCUCCAAGAAGCAAGCUUCCGAGCUGAAUGAGCUCAAAACCAAGUUGGAAGAGGUUGCUACUGCUAAUACCAAGCUUGAGACUGAACUCAAGAACGCUUCGGCUAAGUUGGAGGAGGAGCAGGCUGCGAAGACCAAGCUGUCUUCUGAUCUGGAGGCCAAGACUAAGGUGUCUGCUGAUUUUGAAACUGAGUUGAAGGCUUCUCAGACCCAGCACGAUGAGGAGGUUGCUUCUCUGAAGAUGGAGAUCAAGAGUCUUAGGGAUGAGCAGACUUCCAAUGCUUCUUCUGCUGGCGAGUUCAAGGGUAAGAUUGAGAAGUUGGAAGUGGAGCUGAAGACAAAGGAGACUGAGCUGCAGACGAAGGCUUCAAAUCUCGAGUCUGCGUCUUCUGCACUUGAGGCAGCCUCUAAAGAGCUGAAGUCUAAGGCUACGGAGCUCGAGUCUGCAUCUUCGGAACUGAAGUCUAAGACUAGUGAGCUUGAAUCCAAGACCACCGAGCUCAAGACUAUCAACACUGAGCUUAAGGACAGAACCAGUGAGCUCAAGACAAAGACUACGGAACUCGAGUCCAAGUCUACAGAGCUCAAGACUGUGUCUGACACGCAGAGCGCCACUGAAAAGGCUCUCGCCGAGCUCCAGAGCAAGUACGACGAGUUGCUCAAGACCAACAAGGCCAAGUCUGCAGCCACUAAGGACAUGGUGCCCAAGUCCGAGUACGAGGAGCUGAUGCUGAUGAUCACCGAUUUGGAUGAGAAGGUCGAAAAAUACAAGGAGAAGCUGGAGGAGCAUGGGGUGGAGAUCUCGGACGACGAUGAUGACGACGACGACGACGACGAUGAUGAUGAGGAUGAUGAAUAA
Molecule: messenger RNA, 5721 nt
Organism: Yarrowia lipolytica CLIB122
Lineage: Eukaryota; Fungi; Ascomycota; Dipodascomycetes; Dipodascales
Biological process (GO): intracellular protein transport; vesicle fusion with Golgi apparatus; transcytosis
Cellular component (GO): ER to Golgi transport vesicle membrane; Golgi stack; cytoplasm
Source: RefSeq, a predicted model, not a curated record